This is a messenger RNA of Haliotis rubra (blacklip abalone), 1389 nucleotides long. Its product is annotated as putative ankyrin repeat protein RF_0381. Bases 432 to 1073 code for a protein of 213 amino acids. The transcript has a single exon. The record is from RefSeq and is a predicted model, not a curated record. Gene Ontology annotation, molecular function: fatty-acyl-CoA binding; protein binding. Lineage: Eukaryota; Metazoa; Mollusca; Gastropoda; Lepetellida; Haliotidae.
ACGAGUCAGGAUCGCAUAACGGACCCGGACAUAUAUUACUGUUCAACUUUACUGAAAUAACUUCUCUCGUGCGUUUUAAUGGCUUGUACGUAGUUAAAAAUUGAAGGCAAGUCACUGGGACAAUGAAACGCGAGCGGGUUGUGCUGGAUGUGUGUGCGUUGUCAUUCUUGACGACAUGCUUUAUUGACUCUCUUGUGCAGCGCAAACAGUAAUAUGUAGUUGUCAGUGUAUGAACUGAACUAACAUUCCUUUGAUACGUGGCUUGUAUCAGUCUUUUCAUUUCGUCGUGGAUGUAUGUAUCAUCGACAGCGACCUGGUGGGUUAUGUCGCGCUGUAUUCCAUGACUGUGAAGGUAUCGAUCUCAACCUAGCUGGCUCAAAGGCGGGCCUCGUUGUGUGCAGUCACAAAAUCAGGCAUAAUACUCUGUCAGGAUGAAUGCGUCUCAGAGGGAGGAAGAAGACUGGAUCUACCUCAACCAUUGUAUAGAAGAUCGAGAUGUGGGAGCUGUCAAACAGUGGUUCGAGCCUGGUAACCAUCGAGACAGGACGAAACUUCAGUUGUUUACAAAUGUGCGCAACCCUGUUUCUCUUGCUGCUGUGGGUGGGGACGAAGAAAUAUUUGAUCUUCUUGUGAGCGAAGGAUUCGACCCACAUACCCCUGAUUUGUUGGACGGGGUCUGGCAGAGAAAACCCAUCCACCUUGCUGUAUCGUCCGGUCACGGUAACCUGGCAAUGAAGCUUUUGACAGACUAUGGAGUUAAUGUUGAGACUCGAGAUGAAACGGGCCGCACUCCAUUACACUGGGCGGCGAUAACGGGACAAGUGGAUUUGACGAGGAAGCUACUGGGCCUCGGGGCGUGUGUGAACGCUGCUGAAGGCGACAGCUCAACACCUCUGCAUUACGCAGCCGAAGCAGGUAACGGAGGGGUCUGUAAAAUACUCAUGUCUAACAACGCGGAUGUCAAUCUCAAGGACAAUAAGGGGUUAUCUCCCUUGCAUUAUGCAGUGCGUUCCCAACCCGCCUCAGCCCACGUUCCGUCCAGUGCGGUUGCGAACCACGAAAGUUUGUGCUGAGGUAUUUCAACGGGACACCAAGGCAUUAUUCCAUUAAAUGUGUAUAUACCACUUGAUGCCAUUUUUAACAAACUCAAUCAUGUCAUUUAGUAACAUUCAUUUAAACGCCACACUUUUACUGGUGCUACUAAGAAAGUGUAAUCCCAAAUAUAACAUAUGUUGCAUUUUACUGGUGUUUCUAUAUCAAUGUUUGUACAAAUCUCUUAUAUCGAUUUCUAAUAUAACCAUCAUGAUCAAUAAUCAUUUUUACAUCAAUCCAGAAUAACGUGACAAGUCACAUUUUGUACGUUAUACCAAAAUAAAUAUUACAAUGGGU